Molecule: messenger RNA, 2186 nt
Organism: Aspergillus glaucus CBS 516.65
Lineage: Eukaryota; Fungi; Ascomycota; Eurotiomycetes; Eurotiales; Aspergillaceae
Exons: 3
Coding region: 1-2055 (684 amino acids)
Source: RefSeq, a predicted model, not a curated record
AUGGAAGAUGCGGUGGAAUCAAGAUGCAAGAAUAACCUGCUCGAUCUACCAGCAGAAAUUUUGAGAGAGAUUGCCGACCAGGCUACAUCACAAAAUGAUCUGGCAUCAAUGGCUCUUGCCUGCUCCAUUCUUCAUGCGGUGGUUAUUCCUGUGCUAUAUUCCAAGCUCGCGGUUGUAUGGGUCAACCCUUGUACAACUCGCUCGGACCAAUUGCAAUGUCCUAGCGAAGUAAACCCUACACUCUCUACUCUGGCAACAUUGGCCAUGGGCGAGGAUCUUUUCCAGUCAGGCCAAUUAGAAUCAGACUCUCAUCAGCGGCCUCAGAAGUGUUCACUACCGGAACCCGCAGCCAAGCUCAAGCAAAAAUUAAGACGGGGAAAUAAUUAUGCCCAAUAUACCCGAGAAUUUACUGUCUUGGACGAUCCAGCUGACUGCGGUCUAUACCACUCUUGGGAUCCUAUGAAAUUAGACAGGGUGCAAGGCAAAAUGAUCGCGUUGACAGUGCCUAAAAUGGUUAAUCUGAAGAAAUUUAUCUGGAACACGUCGAAAGGAACCAUGAAAUAUGCGUGGCCUGCACUUGCAUCAUUAGCAGAUCGUCCAGGACACGAAUGUCGUCUGGGGUGCGUCUGGGUCCGAUUUCACGAAUUUUCCUCAUUUGACCUGUUUGGUAGAAAUAUAGAGACCCUUCGCCAGAAAUUGGCCAAGCGACAUCUUCGUGUUGAAUAUCCAACCCUAUCUAUCUUACCUCCCCUGAAGAGUUUAACGGUACUGGAUAUCGACGAACCAUCUUAUCUAGAAGAAAUGGCUGUGCUGAUAGAGCGCUCACGGAAUCGGCUCAGAGCUUUACGCAUCAGCAUUAAGUGCAUGGCCCAAAAUGCGAUUUGGUCGAAUCCGCCAAAACAUUCAUCUCUUGCGUCUUCAAAAUGGCCCAAGCUUGGUGGUGUCCUUGAGGUUCUCACAGGCUCAUUUCAAGAUACUAUCUUGCCAGGGUUGAGAAAGACAUCUGAUGCCCUGGAACCGAGUUCUGAUGUCUCCCUAAACCUCGAGGUCUUGGAGUUAGAGCGAAUUACCCUCUCUGCCCCGAUUAUGAUGCAAGCUAUUGAUUGGACGAGAAUGGUCAGGCUCACCCUCUUGAAAUGUGGUAGACAUGAGAAACUGUGGAGAAACCUCCGUCGUCGGUAUGCUCCAAGAGGAGCACCCACCAACUUCCCCUUAAAACUCAAGCAUCUGCACAUAGACUGCAUCUCGCCUUAUUUCAUGUCAUUCAUAAAGGACACUCUUGCGCCGAACACACUCAAAGCCAUAUUUCUACAUGGGAACGUACACAGAGAGUCCGGUAUCAGCUUCAACACAUUCUACCGACUCAUACUCCGUAGACACCGACAGACUUUGAAGAAAGUCCUAGUCAAUGUCUUUGAGAAGCACCACUGGAUCUCAACUCCGUGGCGUUUUAACCGAGAAAUGCUCACUUUCAUCACAAGCAGAAAAAUGUCACAGCUUUGCGAGCUGCACAUGGGCAUUGAUUCAAGAGACUGGGACUUUCUCGUACAACGACUCCCGAAUCUUCCCAAUCUCCGCGCCUUGCACAUCGGCACAAUUAAUAACCUCGAGAGUAUACGCCAAACUGAAAAUACCCUCGCCCACCGGCUCCUGGACAUGAUCACCCUAAUGCCUUGCCUCCCACUUACCUACAUCGGAAUCCUAGAUGAGUGCUACGAGAUUGCCAGAGACGAGCCCAUCGAUGAUGAUGAUGAUGAUGAUGAUGAUGAUGAUGCAUCAGCUACAGAAGAUGACAUGUCUAAUACGGUAACUGACAUCCCAGUUGCUUUCGAUUCCGACGACGAGAGUGAUCCCCCGCUCCCAGUGGACAAUGAAGUCUUCCUAGACUCGGACGAUGAAGGGGUUCCGGUUCUGGAUGAGCCUGUAUGGUUUGAUGAUGGGGAGGAGGAAGAGGAGGAGGAUAGUGAGCAGGGCUUGGGGGGGAAGUUCUGGCUGCGAGUGUCAUUUAAUGAUGAUAAAGCUGAGAUUUUCAAGGCGCGGCAUGGUGAACUAUGAUUGCCCUUUUUUAUUUCUUGGUGUUAAAGGUUUGUGUUGCUGGAGAAACUUGCCCUGUUUUGCUAGAGAUGUCAUUCUUCUCGGUCGUUGGAGAAUGGUCAUUUGAUUGAAUGAAGGAAUCGAAGUUGAAG